UAGCAAACGAAAGAUGUAUGAUGUCAACAACACAAUUCAAAUCACUCACAUGGGCCGCGUAGAUUGUUUACAAUAUGAAUAGACUUGCCGUCUUAUUUUUUAAAUAUCAUGCUCGCAACUAUCAUUCACAUCGAGGAAUAUAUGGUUUUAGAGUUCAGUCAAGUACAAUUUUGAAUUAUGACAAUUCUAGCUUACCUACAAACUUUGCAAACAAAGUGUAUCAAGUUACAGAAGCAUUUAGGAAUAAUGGAUAUAGGAUUGCAAAUCUGAAUCCUCUUGGAGAGCCUAAAAACAUAUAUCUUUCUUCUCUGGAUCCACUAAAUUAUGGCUUGGAAAGCAAUGAAAGAAUAUCCUUAUCAGGAAUACUUCAUUCAAAUGAAACUGAAACUAAUUCUGAAGAUUUUUUUCUGAUGUUGAAAAGAAUCUACUGUGAUAAAAUAGGAAUUGAAUUUCAGCAUUUACAUGAAAAUGAAAAAGAAUGGCUUGCAAGAGAAUUUGAAAAAAUCCAACUUGAACAUACAAUGUCUUGUCAAGAGAAAAAGGAUUUAAUAAAUGAACUUAUCAAAUCUCAAAUCUUUGACAAUUUUUUGGCAACAAAAUUUGCAACCGUAAAACGAUAUGGUGGUGAAGGGGCAGAAAGUAUGAUUGCAUUUUUUCUUGAAGUGUUUCGCCAGUCUUGUAUAGAUGGACUGAAAGAUGUCAUUAUUGGCAUUCCACAUAGAGGGAGAUUAAAUUUAUUAACUGGUCUUCUUGAUUUCCCUCCAGUUGUAAUGUUCAAAAAGAUGUUGGGAUUUUCAGAAUUUCCUGCUGGCAUUGAUGCUACUGGAGAUGUAUUAUCUCAUUUGACUGGGUUGACUGAGUAUAAAUAUGAAGACAAAUCAGUGCAUAUUACAUUACUUCCUAAUCCUUCACAUUUAGAGGCUGUUUCACCUGUUGUUGCUGGGUAUGCUCGCAGUCGUCUUCAAAGCUUAAAGCUGGCUGACUAUGGAAGUGAUUCAAUGAAUGAGUUUAAAUAUCCAGUUCUACCUAUACAGGUUCAUGGAGAUGCUUCAUUUUCAGGUCAAGGAGUAGUCAUGGAAACCAUUGCAAUGUCUAAUGUUCCUCAUUAUUCUGUUGGAGGAUCAAUACAUCUCAUAGUCAAUAAUCAAAUUGGUUUUACUACUCCACAAGAAAGAGGAAGAUCAUCACCAUAUUGUAGUGAUGUAAUGAAAAUGAUUGGUGCUCCUGUUAUUCAUGUAAAUGGAGAUCAUCCUGAGGAAGUUUUAAAAGCAACAAGAUUGGCAUUCAGUUACCGUCAGAAAUUUAAGAAAGAUGUCAUGAUUGAUCUGCAGUGCUUCAGACGUUGGGGUCACAAUGAAUUAGAUGAUCCUACCUUUACUAAUCCUAUGAUGUACAAAGUUAUACAUUCCCGUAAAAGUGUUCCUGAUAUCUAUGCUGAAAAGCUUAUUGAUGAAGGGCAUGUCACUAAAGAAGAGAUAGAUGAGAUGACCUCAAAUUAUCACAAUAUUCUCAAUGAGAAUUUGAAAUUAUCACAAACUCAUGAAACAAAGUUGACUGGCAUGCAGAUAAACUGGAAAAAAGAUCUCACAUUAAAAGAUGCCAUUUCUAUUUGGGACACUGGAAUUUCUAUUGAUCUUUUGAAAUAUAUUGGUGCUAAAUCUGUACAACUUCCUGAUAAUUUUAAUAUUCAUCCAACACUUGAAAAAAAUUUUGUACAAGAACGUCUAAAAAAAUUAAUGAAAGGAAAUCAAAUUGAUUGGGCUACUGCCGAAGCAUUGGCAUUGGGAUCAUUGCUGUUUCAAGGACAUAAUGUUAGAAUCAGUGGCCAAGAUGUUGGAAGAGGAACUUUUAGCCAUAGACAUGUCAUGUUGGUCGAUCAAAAUUCUGGAGAAAUCCAUGUGCCUUUAAAUCAUAUGACAGAAGCUCAGAAUUCAUAUCUUGAAGUUGCAAAUAGUAUUUUAUCUGAAGAAGGGGUCCUAGGUUUCGAAUAUGGUUUUAAUGUAGAAAAUACCGAUAAUUUGACAAUAUGGGAAGCACAGUUUGGAGAUUUUUUUAAUUCUGCUCAAGUUGUUUUUGAUACAUUUAUUUCAUCUGGAGAAACAAAAUGGCUUCUACCUAGUAAUAUAGUUAUACUGUUACCUCAUGGUUAUGAUGGGGCAGGCCCUGAACAUUCAUCAUGUAGGAUGGAGAGAUUCCUCCAAAUGAGCGACAGCAAUGAAAAGAAAAUAGACAGUGAUGAUGUAAAUUGGCACAUUGCUAAUCCUACAACACCUGCUCAGUAUUUUCAUCUUCUCAGAAAUCAAGUUAUAUCAAAAAUUUUGAAACCGCUGAUAAUUGUGGGGCCAAAAGUGCUCUUGCGCCAUCCCUCAGCAAUUUCUUCUAUGCAAGAAAUGGGACCAGGAUCUAGUUUCAAAUCUGUUAUAGAAGAUAACAGUGUGAGUGCUAAAAAUGUUAAAAGAGUUAUUUUUUGCUCUGGAAAGCACUUCUAUUUGCUUCAAAAAGAGAGGGAAAAUCGAAAUUUGAAGGAUUGUGCAAUUAUUCGAUUAGAGAAACUAUGCCCUUUUCCUGCAGAAAAUCUUCAUAGUAUCGUUAAGCAGUAUACUAAUGCUCAAAAUUUCAUAUGGAGCCAAGAAGAACAUCAGAAUAUGGGACCUUGGUCUUUUAUCGAGACUCGAUUUCGUAAUCUCCUUGGAUGUCAGCUGAAAUAUGCUGGCAGAAGACCUUUAUCAACACCAGCUGUUGGAAUUGGGAAAUUACAUCAAGAUGAAGUGCAUUUCCUUCUGGAUGAAACUUUUAAAUGAUUGCCAAAUUUUUAUAAUGAGCUUUAUAAUGAAACAUGUAAUUAAAAAUUAUUUUGUAUUGAAAGU
Messenger RNA from Argiope bruennichi, 2867 nucleotides. Its product is annotated as 2-oxoadipate dehydrogenase complex component E1-like. Bases 75 to 2801 code for a protein of 908 amino acids. The record is from RefSeq and is a predicted model, not a curated record. The transcript has 23 exons. Gene Ontology annotation, molecular function: thiamine pyrophosphate binding; oxoglutarate dehydrogenase (succinyl-transferring) activity. Gene Ontology annotation, biological process: tricarboxylic acid cycle. NCBI's taxonomy places the organism in Eukaryota, Metazoa, Arthropoda, Arachnida, Araneae, Araneidae.